AUGAAUAUUUUUUGCCUUUCAACUUUUUACUUGAUUUUAUUUUAUUUUUUUAUAAAUAAUUUGCAUACAAAAAAGUUAAAAACAUAUAGAACAAAUAUAAUUCAUUAUGAUACUAAAAUAAAUAAAUAUAAAAAAUUAUUUAUUUUAAAAAAUGGUAAGUUUUUAAAAAAAAAAAAAAAUUAUAGAAUAAUAUAUGCUGAAAAUAUAAAAGAUACAAACUCAUUAAUAGGUGCAUAUGUAAAAAUUAAUAAUGGUGUAUUUAAAGAUUGUAAUGGUAUAAUAUUGGAUUUAAAAAAGACAGAAAAAAAUGAAUAUGAAAUAUUAGUUGUAAUUAAUAAAGAUGAAUCUGUUAAAUACCCUAAAAACAUUUUAAAUAAAUUUGGGAAAAGUUAUUGGAUGAAUAUUAGAGAUAUUGAAAUUAAAAAAUUGAAAAAUUUAUUUUUUCAUAAUUAUGAUAAUUUUUAUGAUAAAAAAGAAAAGAAAAUUAAUGAUGAAAUAGAAAAUCUUCAUAAUAUUAAAGAAGAUUUUAUUGAUAUAGAUGAACAUUUUUAUGAUAAGUAUGACCUUUUUAAUAGUAAAGAUUUAGAUUCUAAGUUAAAUAAAGAGAGUACUGAAGGAAAUUUUUCUCAAGAAUCUUUAAAUAAAAAUGUUAGCGAAGUGAAUAAAAGCAUAUCAAAUUUAAAUUAUGAUGAAAAUAAUUUAAACAAAUUAGAAGAAAAAAAAAAAAUAGAUGAAGUAUAUUAUUUUGAUUCUUAUUCUGAUUUGAUAAAUUUAAAAGAAAAUUACGUAAGGGGAAAAAAAAAUGUACGUAAUUCUUUUUGUCACAAUAUUGUAAAAGAGAUUGAAAAAAAUUAUUUUUAUGAAGAUUUAUUAAAAUUAUAUCAAAAUAAAAGACAUUUAUCGAAUAUUGUUGUUUGUUUUUACAUAAUUAAACAGUUUGUUAGAAUUUAUAAUUUUGAAAAAAAUAAUGAAACUUCAAGAGAUAAUUUUUUAAAUAAAGUUAUAUAUAACAAUAAUUUUGAAAGUAUAUUAAUAGAUAUAAAAGUUUUCUUAGAGAAAAAACAAAUUUAUAGAGUAGUUGAUAAAACUUGGCUAUUAUGGCUAUUAGUUAAAUUGAACAUUCAUAAAGAAGAAAAAUAUAAAAACAUUUUUGAAAGUAUUUUAUAUUACCUUGUUGAAUAUAUUAAUUUUAAUAUUUUAAAAAAAUUGAAUACAAAAAGUUUAUGUGCUCUUUUGUGGAGUUUAGCAAAAUGUUCUUAUAAAAAUUUAAAAGUUUAUAGAAAAAUUUUGUAUUUUUUAGAAAAAUAUAUUUCUAUUUUAACUUGUCAAGAUAUUUCAAAUAUAUAUUAUUCUUUAUCCUUAUUAAAUUAUAACAAAGAACAUUUUUAUGAAUUAAUUGAAAAGGAAAUUAAUAAAAAUAUUAAUAAGUUUACUUUACAAAGUUUGAUCAAUAUAUUAUGGGGAAUGACCAAACUAAAAAGAAAAAACUCAACUUUUAAUAUCAUUAAAGAUAAAUUAUUAUUUUAUUCUAGUAAUUUAGAUAUAAGAAAUGUCAGUUUGUUCUUGUGGUGUUUAAAUAAAAAUCAAUAUUACAAGGUAGAUAUAAAUUUUAAAGGUGAAAUAUUUCAGAAUUUAAAUAUAAAACAAGCAAUUCAAUUGUUAAUUUUCUUUAAUUACAACAAAAAAAAAUAUAUAGAAUAUUUAAAGUAUGUUUUGAAUUUUUUAUUUGAGAAUAUUGGUAAUUUAACCAAUCAAGAAAUAUGCUUUUUUAUUUAUUCUUUAUCAAAACUAAAUUUACUAAAAAAAAGUUUUUCUAAAGUAAAAAAUGAUAUUUUAAAAAGGGAUCCUAAUACUUUAAAUCUUAUAGAUAUAAACAUGUUAAUUUUUUCAUUAAACAAUAGUAACCUUUAUGAUAAAGCAUUAAUAAACUAUUUAUUUAAUGAAUUAAAGAAUAUAUUAAAAAAUAAUAUUAAAAGUACACCAAAUAAUGUAUAUAAUAAUUUUAUAAUGAAAGAAAAAAAAGAUUUUAAAAACUUUAAUUAUAUAAUAAAAAACUUAGCUGAAAUGAAAAUAUUUGAUCAAAACAUUAUUUUAAAGUAUGUAAUAUUAUUUUCAUUAAAUAUAUCAAGUAUAUAUGUAGAUGAUCUUAUUGAUUAUUUAUUUUAUACAACUUCUUUGUAUUAUCCUAAUAAAAAUAAUAAUUAUUAUGGUGAGAAUAAAACAAAUGAAAAAUAUUAUAAAUAUGAAGGAGAUAUAAAUAAUAAAGAGAAUAUUAUAAAUUUAAUAAUUAAUAAUAAUGAAAUUAAACUAGAAGAAGAGAAAUUUAAAAAGGUUUAUUUGCAUUACUUAAAUAAAAUUGUUUUAUUUUUACAAGUAGUACUUGAAAAUUUUGACGUUGAAUCAUUCUUGGAAGAAAUGGAAUAUGAGAACUUUAAAAGCAAAAAUGAUUUCACAAAAGAUUCAAAAAAAAAUGAUACAUUUCAAUUUAAUUAUAGGGAAGAAACAGGUGAAGAUAUUAAAAAAUUAAAUGAAUUAAUUUUAGAUAAAAACAGUAUUAACGUAACUAAUUUAGAAAAUUUAAUUUCUGACAAAGAAUAUUCUUCGUUUAUAAAUGAGAAAGAAAAAAAGAAAAAUGAACCUACAAAAGAAGUAUUAUGUAAAUCAAUUAAUUCAUUAAUACAUUUAUAUUAUUCAUUCGCAAUCAUAAAGGCUUUUGAUAAAAAGAAAAUUAAUUUUUGUUUUGAUAAUUUGUAUAAUGUUGUGGAAAAAAAGAAAAAUGAAAUAACAGCAUAUCAAUGGUUAUUGAUAAAAGACAUAGUGGAUAUUAUGAAAAUAAAGGAAGGUAAAUGGAUAACACUUUUGGAUAAAGUAAAUACAUAUGUGAAUUCUGAUACUGAAAAAGGAAAUGAACAGUUUGAGACAAUAAAUAUAGAUAUUUAA
Molecule: messenger RNA, 2940 nt
Organism: Plasmodium relictum
Lineage: Eukaryota; Apicomplexa; Aconoidasida; Haemosporida; Plasmodiidae
Product: conserved Plasmodium protein, unknown function
Exons: 1
Coding region: 1-2940 (979 amino acids)
Source: RefSeq, a predicted model, not a curated record